AUGCUUCAAUCCAAGGAAAUUGUAGCUAUAGUGGCUAUCUCCAAGUCUGGGGAACCCCAGCCCGAAAUUCAGGCGGAUAAAACCCACCGAUUUCCCGUGAUCGAGCAAAGCUUAGAGUUAAUGAAGAUAACGCUACACAUGACCGUUGCAUCAAUCUCAUUUAUGCGUGGAUUGUUGCCCAAGGAUGCCUUUGGCGAGCGGGCUCUGCGAGUAAACCGUUUCCAUGAGCGCUAUACCUAUUCCCAUUUUAUAAACGGGAAGAGCAAGGGCAAUUUCGCACGUAACAGAUCAGAAUAUGUUCCUGUAUGUGUGAUUGAAAGACACAUGAGUGAUGAAGCCGACCAACUUCUCGACCUUCUAGAAAAUGGCAUUUUCGAUGCCCUACUAAAAGGCAUUCUACAUGCAGUCCAGUUUACUGUCAUUGCAGAUAAAAGCUCACCAAACAAGGUUCUUGAAUCUUAUACCUUCACCUUCGACAAUUCCGGUGAGCGCGGCCCCGCAGAUCGCAUAACCAAUGGUUUAAGAACGGAUUUUGUCAGCCCCCUUGAGGAUCGAGCGAGUAUGCGUAAUAUGAUUUUUGAAGGGAAAGCCCUGAUCCGUCGGUUGACCACAAUGUGUGCUGAAAGCCCGGCAUUACCUAACAAGCGCAGCUUGGGAAUACAUGUCUUCUACAAACCGGAAUGUCCGGAAUCUUACGAUAUGCCUGGGUUUGAUGAUUCCCAAGACGACAUCAUUGAAUAUCCGCGGACUUCAUACUGGAAGAGGACGAAGCGGUUUUACGGAAGCGUUGACAGCGGUUUUCACACACUUGGAUUGAGAGUGAAUUCUCUUCUUUCUACCUCGCCCGGUGGCGAGGCUCACUUCCCUUCGACGGAGGAGGCGAUUGACGAUGCAGUGCUCCGUUCAGAGGAGGUCGGGAUUCCCACGCUUGCUGAAAUGCCGCUGGACGUAGUUGGGGAGGUUUAUCUCUCCACCGAUGAAAGCACUUCCAGCGACACCGAUGAUAUAGGAAGAUCCAAGGAAGCCAUGGAAGCAAUGAAGCUUGAAUAUAGGCCCUCUAAGGGUACAUUGAUAGAGAGAAGGGAAAGGUCCAGAGCAUCACACCGAUAUACAUCGAAGCAUGUGAACAACGUAAUCUUCUUCAAGCAAGAAGACGUGGAAGCUUAUCAGUCUGAGGUACACGCAAAGGCUCAGUUAUGGGCUCACUCCGCUCCAGAUGACACUUCAGAUUUAUUCAAGAAAAAACGCCCUCUACGCUCGAGAAGAUCAAAGAUACCUCUUGGUGAACCAGAGGAGGCAGCUUAUGCAACAUGUCCCAUUAGCCGUGAUGGACUCCAUCUUUCUAAGACUCGUCGACAGGCUCGAAGAAACUUUUACCCGGCUGUAUACAUUCGUCGCUUGCAGGCUGCAGGUCCGAAACCCAUUGUCACACCAAGAACGAUAGACUAUGUUAAAAACCGCUCCGAUGACGCCAGGAUGCCAGAGGAAGAGAAUAUCGGUGGAAAAGAAGACCUGCCAAAUAGAGGAAUGACUGAUAAAAGACACAAGGAUUGCCGUUAUCGGUACUGCAGCGACGACGAGGCUCGCGCAAUAUCUCACAGUCUCCGGAAACUUGGAAUUGUGAGAUCAAUGAACUACAAAUGCUCAGGAUUCCUCCAUAAAUUCGGCCACCCCAAGUUCAUUCUCAACAAGACAGUCACAUCCUCCAAUACUAUUUACGAUGAAGUCUUGGACCCGAUGCUACUCAUUCGAGAAUAUGAUCUAACUGCCGAGAAGUACGAAGUACCCCCUCCUAACCCCCAUCAAAUGACCCGCACACAUUGGUCGGGUUCUGGUGUACCGAUCGGGGGGAAUUAUACAGGUGAGUCCGACGAGGAGACUAAUACGAUCGACCCGCGGUGGUAG
This is a messenger RNA of Penicillium griseofulvum, 1905 nucleotides long. RefSeq lists its product as uncharacterized. Bases 1 to 1905 code for a protein of 634 amino acids. Gene Ontology annotation, biological process: meiotic recombination checkpoint signaling; synaptonemal complex assembly. Lineage: Eukaryota; Fungi; Ascomycota; Eurotiomycetes; Eurotiales; Aspergillaceae. Gene Ontology annotation, cellular component: nucleus. The record is from RefSeq and is a predicted model, not a curated record. The transcript has 11 exons.